This is a messenger RNA of Gilbertella persicaria, 1369 nucleotides long. Its product is annotated as putative serine esterase-domain-containing protein. Bases 45 to 1340 code for a protein of 431 amino acids. The record is from RefSeq and is a predicted model, not a curated record. Gene Ontology annotation, molecular function: monoacylglycerol lipase activity. The transcript is spliced from 6 exons. NCBI's taxonomy places the organism in Eukaryota, Fungi, Mucoromycota, Mucoromycetes, Mucorales, Choanephoraceae.
AGAUUCCUUUCUUUUUCUGUCACCAUCGUUGUUAUUAUUGUUACAUGUCGAAAAAGCAAGACAUAUCACUUAUUGUCUUAUCCCAUGGAUUAUGGGGCAAUAAGAACCAUAUGAAAUAUAUUGAAAACCAAAUAGCCAAACAAUACAAUGACAGUGUUCAUAUUUUAAAUUCAAGCGUGAAUGAAACCAAAUAUACGUAUGAUGGUGUGGAUAUUUGUGGAGAAAGAUUAGCAGAUGAUGUUGAAUCGAUGAUUGUUCGAUUAGGCAAAGAGGGGAAAACGGUCAAAAAGAUCAGCAUGAUUGGUUACUCAUUAGGUGGGUUGAUUGUACGAUAUGCUAUCGGUGUCUUGGGCCAAAGAAGACUGUUUGAUACGGUUGAGCCUGACUAUUUCAUCACAUUUGCUACACCUCAUAUGGGUGUCAAAGUACCUUCUUCUAAUGCUUUUAACCGUGUCUUUAACUUUAUUAGUGGAAGGUUAGUAUCUCGGUCUGGAGAACAAUUGCAACUACUCGACACAUUGGAUAAAAAAAGAAACAUGCCAGCAUUAGAAGUGAUGUCUGAUCCAGAACAAGUCUAUUUUAAAUACUUGUCCAAAUUUAAGACAAGAAGAGUGUAUGCAAACAUAGCAAAUGAUCGUACUGUGCCUUAUUGGACGGCAGGCAUUGAAACAUUGGAUUGCUUUUAUGACAGAAAAGGAAAACUAGACAUUAUCAUGGAUGAUAAGUACAUGUCGCUUAUUACAGCAUUUGAUGCUCGCGGUCCUAAUUAUAAAAAGAAAAAGAGAAAGACACCGAUCAAAAGAUAUGCUCUUCAAUUGCUUUUCUUUUGUCUCUCGCCCAUUUUAUUGCCUAUUUGGCUUACCAUUGUUCUCUCGGUGAUUGGCACGCAAGGACUUAUCAGUCGAUAUCGUACUUCUCGACUAUUGAAACAACAAACUAAACAUCCAAAACCAGCCGAACUAAGCAGACAGCCAAGUAUAGGAGAUCAAUAUAUUGAUGGUGGUAUCUUGGCUGGUGCUUUAGAUAUCGUAAACAUACCCGGUGAAAGUGAUUCACCUUUAAAUCAAGAUGAUAUAGCCAGUAAGACAACCAUCAGUCCAUUUGAUUACAAGAUCAAGCCAGGAAAAUCUUUAGAAAAAGACUUGAAGCCAUUGGCAUUGGACGAAACAACAAAACGUAUUCAUCAAAACUUGAGUCAACUUGAAUGGGAGCGAGUCUGGGUUUAUAUCAGAGGAUUUAAUGCACACGGAAGUAUUGUCUGUAGACAAAAAAUGUAUGCCGCAGAAGGCGGAAUGGCUACUAUACAACAUUUCCUAGAUACCACAUAUCUCUCUUUAUAAUAAAGCACCUUUUUUUUUAUUAAUGGAAU